GAGAAAAAUCGCCAUCAGUUUUCUCGGAGUCAAUUGUACACCGACUUGUUUCCGCGCGAUGAACAAAUGACUGCGAUUACUUUGUCAAAACGCGGAACGCCCGCGUAUUAUCCGCACUCGUGAUCGCGCGAUUACACCAGGGGAAUUCGUCGAAUAUAUGGUGGGGAAUGUGUACCGCUGAGGAGGAAGCUAAUUCAGUUCAUUCACGGUAGUACCUCCGCAAACCCGCUCUGCCUCGAUCAGACGCGCGAGUUUACCGCGUCUUCGACGCGAUGCACACGUAUCCCUCGGCGACAGAAGAUGCGACUUGGUGCGCGUUGUGAGCUGUCGCUUCGCAGGUUGAUUUAUUUAACCUUUUGAUUGUCAAGGGUGGCUGUGUAGCACACACGCGCGACGAUGUCGCUGAUGUGACAGAGUGAAUGAGUUGUAAAUUAAUUCCAAUGAUGUGUCGUUGUCCCUUCGUUCAGCGAGAAAUUUCAUCCUGCUGCGUGUUGCUUUUCGAGAAUUAUAACGGCGUUGGAGAUGCAGCAGUCUGUAUGGCAAAUAUUUUGUCGUUUCAGUACAUCAGAAUUUCGUCUCUAAUUAGGACUCGCAUUGUGUGAUCAACGAGAUAUUACGUGACGAGUAAGGAAGAACAUUUUUCACAAAUCUACGAAGUAAAUCAAAUUAAAUACACUGUGCAAGACACACUGCAAAGACACAAAUCUAUAGUGAAUUAAUGAAGCAUGUUUGCCUGCGCUAAGCCUGGUGUGAUGAACAUCACACAAAUGACAUAACGGUAUAAUUUAAACAAAAUAACAGUGUCAUUUUCACAAGUGAAAAUGUGUUUCGGCUGUGUCAUCGGCGUCACGGAGGCUGGAGGAUUCGUUGACAAAUGCAUGUUGAAAAUCCACAGAAGCGAGUCGACAUGAAUCCAUCGCGGAAGUCGAAGAGAAAAGGCGAGCCGUCGCAGCUCGUCCUAUUAAUAUCAUUAAUCAUCGCGAACGCUCGGUCCUGCGGCGCCGAGUCGAGCGGAGAGUAUCUUCAGAAGGUGAUGAUCGAGCUUCAAGAGUUAAACGUGCCGUCGAGCGCGACGAUGCACGAUCGUUUGUCGAUGAACCUCGAUUAUCGCACGGGCUACCAGAAAGACCGCGCGCAGUACAAUACACAUCGCAAACUCAACACCAACAAUGCCCGUCAGCAGCCGCAUCCGAAUGCGCGUCAGAGCGUACAGGCGCCGGCUGCAAAUCUACCCGACGAACACGCGGAUACCGCUCAGUCAGCCUCGAACAAUGUAGUUCAGUAUUACGCGAUACAGGAUCCGCCAGCCACCGCCUCCGCCGCAGCUGCCGUCAGUUACCCCAGGGUGAAGCAACAGCAGCAGCAUCACCAUCAACAGUUGUUGCAACCGGAAUCGUUGGCGGUCACACGAGCGGAGCUCGCGGCAUUGUACAAGAAGGCCUUGGAAAGAGGGUCAACGAUCAGCCUGUCGUCAUUGGCGCAAGCGUUGAACGCCGCAGGCGGCGGCGGCGGCGGCGACGGCGGCGGCAGUGGCAGCGGCACCCAUCUGCGAUUACCGCUUAAAUAUCCGAUGUAUAACUACUACUUCUUCCCGCUGAAGAGCUUCGCGUCCGAGUUGCAGAGAGAUCAUCAGGCCGCCGCGAUCGUUCCAGUAUAUGCGGCCACGGAGAGUAUGGAGAAUCCGGAGAACACACAGAAGCAGCUGAUGAAUCCGCUCUUCGUGGCGAUCGGCACUUUCAUCAGCAUGGCGCUUCUAUUCAUGAUGGGCGUGUUAUUUUUACCGAAAUUGCCGCACUUUGAGCUGUUUAACGCGCGUGUGGCCGAUGACGACUUCCAGCGUUUGACUGCCUUCGUGAUGAAUGCCAUAGACAAACACAAUAUGUUGGAGAAAUUGCAACACAGCUAGCUCUGGACUAUAUUGAGAACCACCCAGGAACCCAUGGCGAUCAGGUACAGUUGAGAUUACUGAACCAUGAUAUAUACUACUAGCCUCCGACUCUGUUUCUCCAUUCAGUUCCUCCUCAUCGUUACGUGACACAGAGGCAGCCA
Messenger RNA from Harpegnathos saltator (Jerdon's jumping ant), 2049 nucleotides. RefSeq lists its product as uncharacterized. Bases 875 to 1906 code for a protein of 343 amino acids. NCBI's taxonomy places the organism in Eukaryota, Metazoa, Arthropoda, Insecta, Hymenoptera, Formicidae. The transcript is spliced from 5 exons. The record is from RefSeq and is a predicted model, not a curated record.